Molecule: messenger RNA, 3853 nt
Organism: Aptenodytes forsteri (emperor penguin)
Lineage: Eukaryota; Metazoa; Chordata; Aves; Sphenisciformes; Spheniscidae
Gene: MESD
Product: mesoderm development candidate 2
Biological process (GO): protein folding
Molecular function (GO): low-density lipoprotein particle receptor binding
Source: RefSeq, a predicted model, not a curated record
AUGUAUCUGUCUAGUUUAGGAGGAAACUUGGCGAUGUUUGGGAAAGAGCAUACUUUGAGCAAGUUCUUCCUGGACACAGAAUUCUGCCUGAACAGAGAUAGUUGCAAGAAAGACGAUGACAUUGAAGAGGGGGAUCUUCCUGAACACAAGAGGCCUCCAGCACCAAUAGAUUUCUCAAAAAUUGAUCCAGGCAAGCCUGAAAGUAUCCUGAAGCUGACGAAAAAGGGGAAGACUUUGAUGAUGUUUGUCACGGUGUCGGGAAAUCCCACAGAAAAGGAGACAGAAGAAAUUACUAGCUUGUGGCAGGGCAGUCUCUUCAAUGCAAACUAUGAUGUGCAAAGGUUUAUUGUCGGCUCAAACCGUGCCAUCUUUAUGCUACGUGAUGGCGGUUAUGCCUGGGAGAUCAAAGACUUUCUGAUAAAUCAGGAAAGGUGUGCGGAUGUUACUCUGGAAGGUCAGGUUUAUCCUGGCAAAGGAGCAGAAGAAAGUGAGAAAGUGAAAAACAAAACCAAACCUGAAAAAGCAAAGAAGAAAAAAGACGGAGACAAGAAACCUAAUAGCAUCAAAGAGGACAACCGCAACCAAACAGAGAGAGGAUCUAUGACAGAUACGUUAACCAGACUGAAUGCUGCUCUGCUGUUCCUUGAAGGGAAACUAAAUUUCCAUAGAAUUCCUGGCUUUAUUGGGGGGGAAAGAAGGAAGCAGAGAUUACUGAGGUUGAAAGACUUCUAUGCUGAAAUUCACCAGUUUACUUAUUAAUGUUGGCCAUUUGUUUAGUUACAGGAAAGGUAAUGUGUAAUACCAGCAGUUGACUACUUUAGUUUGUAAUUUUUUACGCUUUUGUUGUUGUUUAAAAUUAACAUACAAAUCUGUGUGUCUAACAUCACAAAUCUAAAUUAAGUGGAAAAGAAGAAAUACAGUCUCAGAAUACACCGAUGUUCAUCUGUAGAAGCCGCAUCCAUCUUGGGUAUGCAAGUUGGUCAUCGAUUCAUAGCUGCUGUUAGGUGGCAGAGUACAGUGCUAGAAGAUUCUCUUGGAAGCCAGUUUGCUAGACUCAGUUGGCAAAGCUUCCUAAAAUUGCAAAGAAUAGUGUUACAGUGGCCAAAGAUGCCUGAAAUCGCAGGGUUUAGGACAUGUCUGGUUAGACUGCCUGUUUCUUUAAAAUAAGCAAAACCCCUUCUGUCUGUCCCCAGAAGUCCACGGAAGUGCUGAGAAGCAUGGUAGAAGCUAGGCAGAUACUUGGCUAAUGCACUCCAAAUCGGUGCGGAAAGGAGAUUCUGUACCCGUCAGAAGCGGUGCUGGGAUGUCAGUGGACUUACGGUACCCACACGAGCGGUGUCGGGGUGAAAGGGAAAGUCAGAUUCAUGGCGUUCAGGUUGCUGCUGCUGCCAAAGAACUGUGCCUCCGGAAGCAAAUGUUAUGUAUGCCCCAUUAGCUAGACAGUGAGCUACAACAAAUAGCUUUAGCUCUGAAAUUAAUUUCUCCUACUGGUUUAAGGGUUUGUUUAAAUCUUUGAAAAAGCACUAGUUACAGUACAGAGUUAACCUUUUGAGUUAGACAUAUCACUUACUGAUGUUUAAUAACCAGAUAACUUUUUUUUGGGGGGGGGUAUGGAUUCCUGAGUGACAUGGUCGAUUGUAAAUGAACAUUUGAUUUAAAUACUAUGAAGUUUGAUGUAUGGGAGCAAAUUCAAUUUCUCCUUAAAAGACUUUGUAUAAUUAGGAAGGUUUUCUUAGAUUGUGUUCAGUCAAAUGCAUCACUGAAUUGUUUCCCUUCUGCCUUACUAUGUGUUAAGGACUAAAUGCACCUAGUACGUAUGGUCCACGUCAUUUUCCAGAGGAUGAGCACAGUAUUAACUGUCUUCAUUCGAUACUACUGAGAUGUUACUUUGACCCUUUAUUUAAGGUGCUAAAAUCCAAGUGUUUUGGAUAAAAGGUCCUAACUGAACCAUAAUGGUUGAUCUUGUGGAAUACUUCAGUAUCAAAAGUGGGAGACUGUGACUUACUGAGUGCUUGUCGUAAAAUAAAAGAUGUCACUAAACUUACUGUUUCACUGAGUAGUAAAACCUUGUAAAUAAUUACGCAUUAGUUAGCUAUUCGGGAGACAGACUAACUUGUCUUUGGUUUCUGUGCAUAAGGACUAAAUGAUGUUGGUGAAGGUUCCGGGUGAUCAUUUUUAUUUAAUUUUAAUUAUAUUUGCAUGAAUUUAGGGUUAAAGAAGUCUUUCCUGCCACACUUCAUUAAACAGGUCUUUGCCUGUUUGAGUGGAAAAAUGAAGAGAAUCAUGUAUUUCUUCAGGUUAAACUAUCACUUUUAUAUUCUACUAUUAAUCCAAAUGUGUAGCGGGGUUGAGAAGAGUCUCUGUAGAUACUUGGAUAUUGCAUUGAAUUGGGGAGAGAUGCGCAGUCCAUUUCUUGUUCAUAACUCAUUUAUCAUUUUGUCAAGUGUUCUGGGUUUGCACCUCCCCCCCCCUUUUUUUUUUAAAAAGAAUAUUGCUUCUCAUGAGAUGAACGGAGGUCAGCUGAAACUAUAACUAUGAAAUACUAAUGACUUUUCUUUUUACAACUUUAUGGUAUAGAGAUGACAAGUCAGAUUAUGAUCAGAGAUGUGUGGAAAUGCAGUUUCUGUCAUUUUCCUAAUGUUAUGAAACAUAAACAUGAUUUCAUUUUUGGUCAAACUGGGUUCUUCCUGAGCUCAAUAAUUAAGCAAUGCAAAACAGUAUACAAAUGAUACAAAAGCAAAUGAGCCAAGGAGGAGAAACAAUUACUACACUAUAGCUGUAGCCCAACUUUUGAGAACAGAUACUUGUUUUAGUCAUUCAUAAAUCUACAUUUACAGUAGACUGGGUCUUUUCCCUUUAUAGUUAAAAGGAGUGUGCCACAGAGCUUAUUUAAAUUUUAAAGGGUUUGGGGUUUUUUUUAGGUUUUUAAUCAGAGUAAUGACUUGAGAGUUGCUUUUUGAUAUAAAAUAUGAAAUACUGCCUUGAAGUAGCUUUUUUGUCUUCCAUUUUUCUUCUCCCUUUUUCAUGCUUUACACUCAACAAAUAAUUAAAUGUGCUAGUAAGUACAGCGUGGCAGUCUGGCAGGAGCUUCUUCACCAGCCAGUCUUUCUCUGGUAUCGCAGUUCAUAACUCUACUCCAACACAACUUAACGUUCCCUGUUAGAACUGGUAGGUCCUUGAGACCCUAGCACUUGUCCUGGUGCAGUGUUACGUAAGCAGAUGUUAUUCUGUAAUGAUUUAAGAGGCCCGAAUACAAUAUCACUUACAUAUAAAAAAAUAAAUACCUUCAGAAAGUUACUUAAGGCCAUUAAUGCUCUAUAAGACACCCAGCAGACGUUGGAUUCUGCUUCAUAGGUGGUUUUCAUUUGAGUCUCGUCAGACUUCCAAUAACAGAUUUUUGGCUUUGCAUACGGGCAGUUCAGAUACAGCCUUUAAAACUGAUUUCAACAAGUAGGGCGGUGAUUAUAGCUGCUCUUAUUUCCUUAUUUUUUCAGUACUACACAGAGGUGCGUGGAAAAACAUCUGCUUUCAUGACAGCUAAAUGGCUGCUGCCUUUCUCCACUCAGCUUGGUGGUUUUCCCUGUUCUAGUGCCACAACUAAGUUUUCUAAGUUACUGUAUUUUUAACCCAGCUGUCCUCUCAGAAAAAGCAGGUUGUCAGUGACGCUACACAAGAUGUGGUUGCACUUGGUGAAAAAUUUCCAGUGGACAAUCAACUCUUUAUGUAAUAAAAUACCGGAAUGAGUAUCUUGAUUUUUUUGGUUUGUUUGUUUCGGAGAUGAAGCUAAUGUAUACUGUGUGCCUUAUCUGUUUUACUGGAGAAAAAAAAAAUAAAUAAAAAUUCACAUUCCUAC